Fusarium sp. VM40 is the source of this 1560-nucleotide messenger RNA. The record is from the annotation of a GenBank genome assembly. NCBI's taxonomy places the organism in Eukaryota, Fungi, Ascomycota, Sordariomycetes, Hypocreales, Nectriaceae.
AUGGCGUCAGAAACCCAAGAUACGCCUGCUAUCGCCGCCGCUACCCCGGCGAAGCCUGUCGAUGCACCCCGACGAUGCUUCAUCUGUCUCACAGAUGAAGACCCCUCAGAUCCCCCAGGAUCAUGGGUCGACCCGUGCGGCUGCACGCUCGAAGCUCAUCAGGACUGCAUGCUUUCAUGGGUGACGGACUGCGAACGCUCCAACAAACCCCUCCAAUGCCCAGUAUGCAAGGACCGCAUUCAGCUUGAAGGGCUAUGGGAUCCUCUUGUCGCCAUCACAGAAUCUGUCGCAAACAAGUUCACACGCGCGAGCCCCUUCAUGCUAUUUUCUUCUGUGACGCUGGGCGCACAGUUCAGUCUACAGAUGUAUGGAGCAUUUGCGAUGUGGGCUUUCUCCGGUCGUGAGGCUUUAGUAGACUAUGUCCUUGGUCAUGAGGUCUGGACUCACGGAGAGGCAUCAAGGAUCUUGAUGUCGGGAGGCGAGAGGUUAACCAACGCACUGGUUCUCACAAACGUAGGACCAGCUCUGCUGGUCGGGCAGUUGAUGCCAUGGUUUGGUAACAAGAUCUUCCUGUCCACGGCCUCAGUGUACGGCGUCUAUCAUGUCAUGCACGACGACAACUUCCUGGCCUGGCCUCCUUCGCCCCAGCUCGCCAUGGCCGCAUUCCCUUAUAUCCGAGCAGCCUACUUCAACUUCUGGCGCGAGUUCGUCUUUCCUUUUGAGGUAAAUCUAAAUCGACAGAUCAUGGGCCUCCCCCCGAUUGAGCCUCGACGAGAUCAGCCUCCCGCCAACGAGCGACAACCAGAGCAGCGAAAUGGAGAGGGCGGCGUUGUUGGCUUUCUUAACGGGCUUAUUGAGGCUCUUGAAGGUGAUGAGGCCGACGAUGAGGGCCACGAUGGGGCUGUUGGGAUACAGGCCGAGGGUGAGGAAGGUGCAGGAGUUGUCAUCGAGCUAGUCAUUGAAGAGGUUGACAGAGACGGCCAAGAUGACUGGGAUGAACGACCAGCCGGGCAAGAUGACGGAGUUCCUCAAGACCGCGCGAACCCCGAAGAACCGGCGCAGGGUCUAGACAAUGAAGCCCAAGGUGAUAUACCUCUCGACCCGGAACUGGCUCCACAAGAUCCGGCUGCAGAUGUAGUCGUUGCUCCCGCACCUGCUGGUGUACCCGCAGCUGGAAACGACAAUGAAGCUGUUCAGCAGAACCAACACGAGGCUCCUCAGGCGCCACCCGCCCGUCGCCCCGGAUUAGGAACGAUUCUAUCGGGAGUAUCCAACGCCAUUGUGAGCGCACUUAUCCUCCCUGGCGUUUCGUUCGCAAUGGGCGAGCUCCUACGUCUCACCCUCCCCAAGCAAUGGACUGCCGGAUCUCCGCUCUCACGAGGAAGCACGAUGCGACCGGGGCUGCUCCAGCAACAAUGGGGACGAAGUCUUGUAGGGGGAUGUCUUUAUGUGGUGAUUAAGGACGUUCUAAGACUUUACACCAAGUACCGCAAAGUAGCUGCUAUGAGCAACCGAAGGGUGAAGAACGUAGACAGGGCAAGGCGAAGAAUCGGAAAGUAA